AUGGGACCCCGCCUCAACCCCUCCAUGUUGAAAUCCUCGCCCUCCUCGCUCUUCAAAUCUUUCUCAUUCAAACCAUCAACAACAACAACCACCAGAACAAGAUCUUUCCACGCAACACCCGCAAAUAUGACCAUCAAGACCUUCUUCGACGUCACUUGGGAGGGCCCAGUCCUCGACGCUGCCGGAAAGCAGACCUCCAAGGUUGCUGCUACCCCACCUCGUGGUGUCUGGCAAAAAACCCCCACUCCCCCCCCCCUCUCCCCCCAAAAGAAACAUGAGCUGACCUGCCCCUCCACAGAGCAAUCCGGCCGCAUCGAGUUCAACCUCUACGAUGACGUCGUCCCAAAGACCGUCGAGAACUUCCGAGCUCUCUGCACCGGCGAGAAGGGCUUCGGAUACGCUGGCUCCGCCUUCCACCGCAUCAUCCCUCAAUUCAUGCUCCAAGGAGGUGACUUCACCCGUGGCAACGAUCUCACACCUACACAGGGCACUGGUGGCAAGUCGAUCUACGGAGAGAAGUUCGCCGAUGAGAACUUCGUCAUGAAGCACACCAAGCCUGGACUCCUCUCCAUGGCCAACGCCGGACCUAACACCAACGGCUCGCAGUUCUUUGUCACCACCGUCGUCACUAGCUGGUUGGAUGGCAAGCACGUCGUCUUUGGUGAGGUCGCCGACGACAAAUCCCUGAUGGUCGUGAAGGCCCUCGAGGCUACCGGAUCCGGCAGCGGCAAGGUCAACUAUAACAAGAAGCCCACCAUCGUCAAGUCUGGCGUCUUGUAA
Messenger RNA from Drepanopeziza brunnea f. sp. 'multigermtubi' MB_m1, 780 nucleotides. The record is from RefSeq and is a predicted model, not a curated record. NCBI's taxonomy places the organism in Eukaryota, Fungi, Ascomycota, Leotiomycetes, Helotiales, Drepanopezizaceae.